Messenger RNA from Syngnathus acus (greater pipefish), 518 nucleotides. RefSeq names its product serine-rich and transmembrane domain-containing protein 1. Bases 118 to 444 code for a protein of 108 amino acids. The transcript is spliced from 2 exons. NCBI's taxonomy places the organism in Eukaryota, Metazoa, Chordata, Actinopteri, Syngnathiformes, Syngnathidae. The record is from RefSeq and is a predicted model, not a curated record. Gene Ontology annotation, cellular component: intracellular membrane-bounded organelle.
GGGAGGCAGAGAAGCGCGCCGAUCACAGCGUCCGGGCAGAGGAAUAGGCGAGGUGGAGCUGCAGUGAGGUCCGCGCAACAUCUAAUCUCUAAUCAGGAUCUGCAGUAUUUUGCCGGAAUGUCCGGGAUGGAUGAAAGCGGUACCUCAGUGGUGGAAAACGGAACCCUUCGGCACAUCUCUCCCACGUUCGUCCCCAGAUCGUCAAUGUCGUCUCCGGGUAGAGCUGGAGGCGUGUCCGUGUACGUGUGGCUGUUCCUGGGCCUCCUGCUGUUCCUGCUAACCCUGCUGGUCAUCGCCCUCCACAGGCUGAAGAACAUCAUCUCGUCGUCCGGCUCGUCGUCCGGCUCCUCAUCCUGCGGCGAGCCUCGGGGCUCCUUCACCAACGUGGAGAUCGGCAGCAUCCCGUCCUCGCGGAGGUCCACCGUCUCCUCGCUGUGCGCCUGAGGCUCACGUGCACUCGCGUGUGGGCGCAGAAAGACAUGUGCAGCCGGGCUGUAGCAAAAACUUGGGGCGAAUGA